GUAGAAUGAUUCCGUGUAGUACAAUGCAUUGUGUACAGUAUAAGAGUGGAGCAGACGAGAGACUCUGUUUUUGCUUAUAAUAGGAGUGCCAACAUAUUUUGACGGAAUGCACGGGGUAUUAUUGAGCGGUGAAUUCAUCCAAACGAAUAUGCUCUUCCAAUACCAAAUCAAGGCAUCAGAGAUCUAGGCUAAACUUAAGAAGAACCUUUUUGCAGAGAUUUCAUUUCUCAGUUUUUCAGGUGAAAGGUGCAAAAUGGAAUGUAACAGAUUCAACUGAGAAGAUUGACAUAAUGGAAGGAAAAGGUCAUGAGGUCAUCAUUGAAGGAUCAUUGACUCAUGUGUUAGAAUCAAGAGCAGCCCUGAGAUGGGUAGUAUUAGAAAAGAGUUUGACAUCGGAUGAUGUGUGCCUCAGCAUUUAUCGCCAAGCACAUGGAACAAAGUCUGACUUGAAGAAACGCUAUGAACUCACCGACAGCAAUUUUAUUGGGACAGAAAGAGGAACAAUUAAACAACGCAAUGACAAACGCAAUAUGUUAUAUUGGGCUAUCAUCUUGAAGGACGAAUCCAUUCUUUUCAAUGAUAAAGAAGCAUUGGACAAAUCAAAUUCAAAGUUUGAAAGAUGGAAUGAAGUUGUGAAGAAACAAUGGAAACACCAAAGCUGGGAAGUAUCUCCAAUGCAAGGGUCAGCUGUAGAAGAAUAUAAGAAGCUUGUUUUACAUCUCAAUACAUCCAGCUUAUGUCUAGCUCUGCUUAGUCCUCCUAGGCACUUGCUACGUUGGCCUCUCUCUAGUAUCACCAAUCCAGACUGCCAUGACUGUAUCUUCACUUUUACAGUCAUUGGUAAUGACGAACCAGGUUACUAUGAAGUGAAGGUCACUCGAUCAAAACACGCCUCUAAGAUAAAGAUGGUUUGCAGUGAAUUGAAACAAGAUGAUAAUGGAGAGAAUGUAGAGUCAUCCAUCCCAUCAGUCAAUCACAUUUCCGCAGAUGGAGAUGAAGAGAACAUUAUGCAGAACCUUCCGCGAAAUAGAAAUUCAUCGCCGUUUAACCACCACAACAGUAAUGCAAGCAUAUGCAGUACACAUUCCUUGAACAGGGAGAGAGAGAGCAUCGCAAGUUCUGAUUCAGUGAUGUCGACACCCUCACCUACCCCCCUGAAAGGAGAUAAUUUUGUGACUUCAAAAAACCCCUUUGUGUUUCCUUCCAAUGGAGUAGGUGGUGAAAGGUUUGGGAACUCUUCUGGUGAUUGUACAUUAACCAGUCCGCCAACUGCAUGCAGUAGUCUUAGCCCAGCUGUUAGGCCUAUUCCCAGUUCUAGGACACCAAGUCCCGGUUCUCCAUACCAUGUGGCCCUUGUUGAUCCUCAUUCUCACAGUAACCUUGUAAGUACUCACCUGGACCCUCAUCCUCAAAGACCAUCAUCACCACCUACUAAAGAUCUUCACACAUUUAACAAUGCCCAAGAAAGGAAUCAUCUCUCACCUCAAAUACUGAGACGAUCUGAUGAGGGUUUUUGUGAGGAAAAGGAACUAAAACAGAAGGAAACUCUAAAGAACAAUCCAACCUAUAUGAACACCCGUGGAGACUCAAACAUAGUUGACCAUUCAACAGAACCUAAGGAUCCGAAUACAUACAUGAAUUUUGAUAAUAACACCCACUAUGUCAACCCUCCUCUCCAGAAGCUACCUGUCAAGGACAAUGUUGGACCUGUGGUUGCUCCAAAGCCUCAGCCUCCAAGUAUACCCCCAAGGAAACGGCCGCUCCAUGAAUUGGUACAACAAGCUAAGACAGGAAAGUUUCUUGUGAAAGAUUUCAUGCCUUCUGUUAAUACUUUGAAAAAGUUCUGUCAAUACUUUGAUGUUCAGAAGUCCUCAUUUCUUAUCAAAGACUGGAGAGAUCUUGCUGAGAGAGUUGGGUUGAAACAAGGAGACAUGGAGGUGGUGAAUGAUGCAAGUUGUAAGACUGGCAAGUGCACUUCAACAGAAAUAGUGUUAGCAUACUGGCAGUGCAAUGCACCAGAUGACAUGCCAUUCACUCCAGAUCAACUGGUAAUUGAGCUGAAGAGGUUGGAACGUUAUGAUCUCAUUGCUAUUCUUCGGGAGGAAUCAUAGUCAUUGGAACUUCAGUGAAUUUUGGGAAGUCCAUAAAGUGUCCAUCAAAAUAUAUGUAUUCCAAAUUUAUCUCACACUUAAUGAAACACCAACUCCUCACCCUUUUGGUGAUAACUUUUUCACAAUAUACAAAGCACAUUUUGUAAGACAGCAUUUGGAAAUCUACUCAAAGUUAUCAAGUUCAGUGACAAAGAAAUAUUUUGUCUGUAGCUUCAGUGAGAGUUUCAUCUUAGCCUUAGUUGCCCAAAUUGAGAAAAAUGUAUUCAUACAUGUCGUGUUUAAAAUCAAUUACUUGAGCCAUGUGUGGUGUCGGAGGAACAAAUAAAAGUAUCAAUAAAAAGUUACUUGUUCAUUUUGUGGUAAUUUUUAAAUGUAUCCAAUAUUCUCUUUGAGCCCUUUAGAUUUGGAUGACCUUUUUGUAAAAAUAAAAGUUUUUGUUUUCAACUUCAAAAAUAUAACCCCCCCCCCAGAAUUUUCAAAGACAGACAAGCCUAAUGAAACUCACCAGGAUCCCAGACAAAGGGAGCCUCUCAACAGCUUAGAAUGGUGAGGGAUGGUAGUGACAUAUUUGGGAGACCUGCUAGUAGUUUAUAAGAGCUGAAAUGCCUACUCUUGGUAAAAAAGAGUUAUUGUCAAUUGAGUUUCUCCUACAACUAUCUAUCUGAAGUUCUUGACAUUUAAUCAAGUAGUUGUGUUGUAAGGCUUAGGAUCUGCCUUUUUAAACUAUGUGAAAAUCUACAUUUAUUUAAGUCAACAUUGAAUGGGUUUCAGUUUGUCAUAUUUAUGGUAUUUAACCUAUCUUCUCUGAGCUUGGUCUGACUGAUAUAAUGAUAUAUAUUUUUAAUAAGUUAUUAAUCUUCCCUAUUAUUUUAAUAAUGGGCACAUUCUCUGAACAUGGUCUGACAGACUGAUGAAAAUAUAUUUCUAUACUGCAUAGAACUAGGGAUGUUAGCAUCUUUUUAAGUUAUACUUCAAUCAUCUGAACUGCUGUGUUACCUAAACCUGAUGUAUUUGGUAAAUGUAUCAUGCAUAUUACUAUUCACAUAUUAAAGAUUAAGUCCAACCCAGCAAAAUGUUGAUUUGAAACUUUAAAAUGUCAUACCUUUCUUAUUUUACAUCCGAUUUUGAUGAAUUUUUCAGUGUUAUGCUUGUUGGAUUUUUCUCUCUUUAUUCAAAUCAAUUUUUUGUUGGGGUGGACUUGUCCUUUAAAGAGGAUAUGGUAGAUGCUUGUAAGAAAUUCUAUUAACUGAACAUUAACAUAUACUAUCAUAGAUAUUUAUAGAGUCCAACAAGUAAAAUGGUGCUAUGAACAUUUGUAAUAUCUUGCUCAACAUUUAUAUUAAUGCAAAGAAAUAUGGUCUUCCAAGUUUUCAUCAACAAUGACAAAAACUUUUUUUUUACAAAAUUGAAUUUUAAAGAAUGCUCCAAUUGGUCAGCUAAGGAUGUUUGUUAGAUGUAAAUGAUUUUUGUAUAUCUAUAUAUAUGAAAGUCUUUUGUAGCUUUAUUUUUAUAGACAGAUUAUACUUUAAAGAUAUAUAUAUAUAUUUUGGGGGUUUUCGUUGAAUAUAUUUUUUUUAUUUUCUUUGAUGGUGCUUUUAAUAGUUUGAGGAAGGGAGAGUCUAUAAUAAUAUCAUCUUGGUCCUGAUGAAAGCUGAAAAACCAGAGAAGCGUGUCCAUGAAAGUUCAAUGAAAAAAACACAUCAAAGUUUUUGUAAUAAAGUUAUUUUUAUAUUAAGUUAUAGUAAGAUAUUUUGGACCGCUCUUUCAUAUAUUGUGUUCUAUAAAUUUCAUAAAUGGCCAUGUCUUAAGGCUUAUGAUGAACAGAGAAAUAUGUUUCAUAAAGUUUUGUACAUGAAUGUGUCUGUUCAAAAUACAUGUAUAUAUGAAUAAUUUCUUCUUAAAGUGCAGUAUGUGUAUUAACCAUUCACAGCAUACAUGUGAGAGCACCCAACAAAUUGCAUAAUUUUAAACAAACAAAAAAAAGUCACUAACAUUUCAUCUGAUGAAUUUCUUAUGAAUGUUAAUAUUUGUGUUUAUUAAAGCAGAUGAUUUAAGGAUAGACUUUUCCUUUAAAAACUGCUUUAUUUCACAUAGUUAUGUGAAUGUGUUUUUGUUUCAAUUAUUGCAUGCUACAUGUAAUGUCAGUUUAUAUUGUUUGUGUGUGUUUGUAUCCUUAUAAAGGUCCAUAGUCAUCCAUUUUAUUUGAUCCCUUGGUAAAUUUAGUAUUUUCUAAUUUCUCAUUACAAGUAUAACUAUUCAUAAUUGUUCUUUACCACUUGCCAAAAGUAUUCUUAAACAAGGGGUAUUAUAUCCUUGUUGAUGGUCUAUUUCAUUCUGUUUGCUGAAUGUUUAAGUUUAUUUUUCCCUGCGAGGCUUCUUGUUUCCUUGUUAUUUACUUCCGAUAGCAUGCACUUGAUUGCACCCAAUUUCAACACAAAGUGCCCUUUUAUAUCACGAACAACAAUACUGCAACCUGCUAUUAUCUUUAUUAAGUUACAUCUCAAGAUUUCUCAUUUUCAAAGUUUGAAUUCAUUGUCAAAUUAUGAUGAAUAAUUAUUAUAUGAUAAUUGUGUGAAAGAUGUGAUAAAAAAUCUGAUAGUUAAGAGUAUAAAAUAUGAUAUUGGUGUCUCAAUCACAAGAGUUGGGUCCCUGACAAGAAUGAAGGUACUGUCUUUUUUCUUUUAGUAUUAUAUCUCAAGCACAGGUUGAGCUGGAAAUCAAUUAUAUUAAUCUUUGUAUUGUAUAGCUUCCUGGCUGUAUGAUCACAAUAUUUGUAAAAUAAGUAUUCAGAUGGCCUACAUUUAUAAAUAUUAAACUUUACCAAGAUAGUUCACUAUAAGUGUAUAUGAUAAUAUGGUAUAUAAUUCAUAUUUUUACAAAGAGCCAAUGGAUGCAAAUGAAUAUAGUGCUCACUACUGUUUUGUAAGAUUGAAUGUCAGAUUUUGAGCCUUUAACAAGGCUUUCAAUCAAGUGAAUAAUUUGUUCGAAUAAGAAUGUAAAGUUGAUAAAAUGAUUUAAAAAUAGGGGACUAUAAUACUUAUGCAUGCUGAUUGCCUGGAAAAUGCUAAUUUUCAGGGCUGCUCAUGUUUUAGAAGUUAAUUUGAUCAAUGUGAUGUUACCCUAGUCGGUGAUGUAGCUUUUCAUUGGUGUGCUAUAUAGAUCUCUACUUUUGCACACUUGAUGUCACAAACAUAGGGCUUAAACAAAAUUAGCCUUAUGUAAUCAGCUUGUGAAAUUCAUUUACACUAAAUCCACCCAGAGGUCGAUGUAUGCUCAUUGAUACAACUGGUGAUGACAGAUUUACACCCCAAUAAGAGAUUAAAUGCUUGAUUUUAAUUCA
Messenger RNA from Lytechinus pictus (painted urchin), 5451 nucleotides. RefSeq lists its product as uncharacterized. The coding region runs from base 291 to 2111 and encodes 606 amino acids. Lineage: Eukaryota; Metazoa; Echinodermata; Echinoidea; Temnopleuroida; Toxopneustidae. Gene Ontology annotation, molecular function: protein binding. The transcript is spliced from 9 exons. The record is from RefSeq and is a predicted model, not a curated record. Gene Ontology annotation, biological process: signal transduction.